Messenger RNA from Pan troglodytes (chimpanzee), 348 nucleotides. Its product is annotated as cytochrome c oxidase subunit 7B, mitochondrial-like. NCBI's taxonomy places the organism in Eukaryota, Metazoa, Chordata, Mammalia, Primates, Hominidae. Gene Ontology annotation, biological process: mitochondrial electron transport, cytochrome c to oxygen. Bases 1 to 318 code for a protein of 105 amino acids. The transcript is spliced from 2 exons. The record is from RefSeq and is a predicted model, not a curated record. Gene Ontology annotation, cellular component: respiratory chain complex IV; mitochondrion.
AUGACAGCUGAAAACAAGUUAGAAUUCAAACAGGAGGAUGAAGGGCAGUUUAGAGGCCUGGGUGACAGAGUAAGACUCCAUCAAAAAAAAAAAAACACACUAAGUCAUCUCCAAGUUCAAAGCAUUCUGCAAACAAUUGCAAGGCAGAGCCACCAGAAACAUACACCUGAUUUUCAUGACAAAUACAGUAAUGCUGUAUUAGCUAGUGGAGCCACUUUCUCUAUUGCUGUAUGGACUUAUGUAGCAACUCAAAUUGGAAUAGAAUGGAACCUGUCCCCUGAUGGGAGAGUCACUCCAAAGGAAUGGAGAGAUCAGUAAUCAUCCCAGCUGGUGUAAUACUGAAUUGUU